Molecule: messenger RNA, 1165 nt
Organism: Rotaria sp. Silwood2
Lineage: Eukaryota; Metazoa; Rotifera; Eurotatoria; Philodinida; Philodinidae
Source: the annotation of a GenBank genome assembly
AUUUCCGGUCGGAAUACUGCCUCCACUCCCCGGUAUUUCCCGUGUUUUCCUGCAGGAUACGGUGAUUUUUCCCGCAUUUUCCUACCGGAUCCUGCAGUAUCCGGUGGCCGGAAUGAUCGACCUGGGUUCUUAUAUUUAUUAACACAACAGUUUAUUGUGAUUCAAUUGAAUAGAAUAUCCUCUAUCUUUUACAUUCAACUAUUCCUUUGAUAAUUAUAUAUUGAUGGUCUAAAACCAUAAUUACUUAUUAAGGAGUGUCGGUUAGAAAAGUAUUUCUAACGAAUUAUUGUCAAAUAGAUACAAUAAAUACAAAAGCAACUGAAGCAAUAUUUCGAAUUGAUAAAUUUUUUUUGCAGAUAAAUACAUUCCAAUGCAAAUGUACUGUUCUAUUGCUAAAUGUCGCAUGAGAACACCUUAAUUAAUUUCAUAUUUGAAUGAAUAAUAAAUUAAUCCAUUGUUUGCAUCUUAUAUGCUCUAAAGAACGUUACAAUAUAUACAUAUAUAUAUGAACAAUAAAAAAAUUUUGACCUAUAUGUUUACAGUAGUAUUAAACACAUCUAUUCUAUGUGUAUAGUAUUUGUACAUAUAUACUUAUUAUGUUUUUUGAAUAUAAUUAAUCCAUGUUCUCUUUUCAUAUUUAUUGAACAAGAUAUAACGAGCAUUAAAAAAAUGUACAUGUAGAAUCAUUUCAAUAUAUCCAUUUAAUAUCUUGCAUAUUUGUAUAAAAAUUUUAGUUCGUUAUAUUCUAGAUUAUUUUAAACUGUUUGUGGAUUCAACAUGUUCCAGUCCAGACCAAGUGCCUGAUGAAAAUCAUUGUAACUCUGAAAAUACUGCUAUUACAGAUGCUGAUAUUGAAGAGCUUAAAAGUCUUUUACCGUGUUCUAAACAAACUUCAACUGAUUAUGAAUUACGAUUAAAAAAAGCGUGUCAAAAACUUUUACAGCAUCCUUGCAGUAUUAUUUCAACGUUAUCUUUAGUCAAAAAAAUUGAUCAAGAUGCAGCAAAUUUACUUGUAGAUGAAUGUUUAUUACUGUUCAUUGAUGAUUUGUUUAAAGCUGAUAGUCAUCUGGAUCUCGAAGGCUAUAUUAAAUACAUACCAGAUACUAUAAAUUUAAUAUUUAUUAACCGCCUACUUCAUUAUGAAGUAGAUCCAACAUUAUAUUUU